CGGUAUCUGUAUUGGAAUUGAGUUGUAAGAGGUUGGUGGGAGUGUACCUCUGUAUUGAUGGUUUGUUCAUGGCCGAACUUUUCGAGGUCCACCAACAAUGCGUGGCUCAAGGUUUGGAGUUGGAGGUAGUGCUGGUAUUUCUACCCUUUUUUGGGGACUUCACCUCCUUUGUCCAUGAUGCCAAGCUUGGGAUGAAUUCGCUCAAGAUAUCAUCUUGGUGUGUCGCUCCUUACAACGGCGAGUUAAACCGGAGGGUAUGGUGAAUGUGUGACCAUGUAUGUUCACAAUAUUGCCCUCCGCGACCAAGGACCUCCAUUUGCGUUGCAUGAGUCGGAGCUCAAGGGCAAGAAGGUCCUUCUUUACUUUAACUAUUAUUCCACCAUGGAAGGAGGAUAUGUGUUUAAGCCGUUGGAAGGGUGCUACGACAGAAUGAAGCAGGUUUAUCCUAAUUCAGAAGUGCUGUUUGCUCCCCUUGAAGAGUUUACCAAGCCCUCCUCCAAGAGGGCCUCCAUGGCUGACUUUUCACCAUUCUGCAGCUGGCUCAGCAAUCAAUAAGAUUUCUUGGUUUAGAGAGGUGGGGUCUAACAUCCUCGCAUUCGGGGAGGAUGGUCGACUUUGCUGUUGGAAUGCUCAAAAUCACCUAGAUAAGGGUGUGGUCUGUGAUUCUUUGUUUGCUGACGAUUUGCGUGAAACGGUUCUUACUUAUGGAUGGGAGUUACUAUUAGGCGAGACUGAUUGAGUCAUUGUUUAUUUAGCAGGCAUAUAUCUGUCUGCCUGAUCUCAGUGUUAGUAGUUUUAUUGUGUGUGACAUCCUCUUCAGUGUUUAUUUAUAGGAAAAAUUAUCCAAAAUAAUGCCAAUUUUACCUGGUCUUCCAAAAAUAAUCUCACCUUUCACUG
Molecule: messenger RNA, 897 nt
Organism: Cuscuta campestris
Lineage: Eukaryota; Viridiplantae; Streptophyta; Magnoliopsida; Solanales; Convolvulaceae
Source: the annotation of a GenBank genome assembly